Molecule: messenger RNA, 387 nt
Organism: Phytomonas sp. EM1
Lineage: Eukaryota; Euglenozoa; Kinetoplastea; Trypanosomatida; Trypanosomatidae
Source: the annotation of a GenBank genome assembly
AUGGAAAAACGCCGGCAGCGGGAGCUCAAACGGAGCGCCUCCUCCUCUUCUUCCGUGGACCACGAAAAUGACGAUGACGACGACGGGGAGGGUGACGGGAAGGGGGGGGCGAUUUCCCUCGCGGAGCAGCGUCGUCAGGAGGAGGAGGCGCGGCAUCGCGCGCAGCUGCUCGAGCGGCGCGCCGCUGAGGAGGUGGAAAAGCGGCGGCGUUUCGCCGAAUUCCGCGCGCGUCAAAUCGCGAUGAGUCGUCACCGAAAAGAGGCCGCCGCGGCGAGGAAGGAGGAGAGUCGCACGCGGCGGCAGCAACACGAGCAUCGCAUCGGCCGCGCCGUCGAAGACGAGGAGGUGACGGAACCGACGGCGGCAGAUCGAGGGGAUUCUCCCUGA